Messenger RNA from Neohortaea acidophila, 1803 nucleotides. RefSeq lists its product as uncharacterized. The record is from RefSeq and is a predicted model, not a curated record. The coding region runs from base 188 to 1693 and encodes 501 amino acids. The transcript is spliced from 2 exons. Lineage: Eukaryota; Fungi; Ascomycota; Dothideomycetes; Mycosphaerellales; Teratosphaeriaceae.
UAGGUGGUCGUGGGAGAGAUGUCGCCGACUUAAAGCUCGGACAAGACUCGCGGUUGUGGCCUCAGGCUGCACCGCACCUCUCCUCGCAACAUUCCCUACAUCUAGUUCCAGCACUCGCCACUUUCUCUGCUCGAUCGAGACAAUCUCUUCACCGUCAUGGCAUGCCACUAAGCGACUUCUCAAUAUCAUGAUGUCUCGUGUAGAAGCCGACCUGGGCAGCGUUGAGCUUGCGUCCAAAGAUUCCGGACUGCGCCUUCGUCUGUCUAGUCGUGCCACCUUUGUUGCAUCCGAAGAGGAUGACGUCGAUCGUGUUCGCUCUGAGCUGACCUCCCGUUCUCUAAACAUUUCCAGCAAUCCGCCCUUGUGGACGACAUGGGCCUCUGAUUUCCAGUUGCGGCUGGAGUUGCCCGCCUCACACGUCCUCGAUGUGGAGUCUCAACCGGCUCUGAUCGAGACCUUGGCUGCAAGGCUGAAGAACGCAGAGCUAUGGCAACAAUUAUGUUUGGCGACCACGACGAUCGAGCACCAAGAGUCGACCAAGGAUGCCCAGCUCAUCACCAUCCAUCUGGCUCCAGACACCAGCUCAACUCACCCUGCCACGCCCAGAAUGCACAAGCUGGGCGUUGAUGUGCCUCAUCUCGAUAUCCAUCCGCCCGAAGGUGUCCGUCAUCUUAUCCUGGAAUCUGUCCAUCUGACUUUUGAAUUCGAGCAGAGUCGUCAAUGGAAGCGGAGGAAGGAUGCCCGACCGGCAGGUAUACCCACGAAUGCCCAAGCUGUUGGGGACUCACAAAUGACACUUUCCGCUGCAAACCUUGAGCGCGGAGCUGUUUCUUACUGUCGGCCGGACGAAGACGAACCUCCUGCGCACUUGUCGGUGUGGAAUGAUUGGAUGUUGUACGAUGAUGGCGAGCUAGCAGAGCCAAUGGACGACAUCAUGUUGUUGACUCCAGACUACAUGGAGGACGACGCCGGUGGCGGGUUCGACUCUUCAUCGUCAGCCGUAGCGAAGAGCGACGCAGCUAUGCACCUCAUUGACGCUGCAAUCCGAGUUGCAAUCACAGAAUCCCCGCGAGCCCUGGGCAAUGGGGUGGCCAUCACAGCUCUACAAUCGUUCCGCCAGCUAUCUGAAGUGGCGCCAGCGCUGUGGUCCCCCGGCUUUCUCUCGAAUGUGGCAACCCGUGCUGUCUUUCUGCCCACCAUCCGGUGUGCACUGGGGAUGGUCUGCAGCAUGCAGGAUAGCAGAUUUGACAGCUCACUCGAUCCCAACGUUGCUGCAAAGAGACGCUACGUCUCACCAGAUACGCCUUCCGUACUUCUAUGGCGGAUGCUGGCCAGUGGUAGCUACCGUCCACACGCGGCAAGGAGGCUCGAGCCGCUGAGCGAUGGCAGAGGAGACACAGGCACCGAUCAUGAUCUCGGUUAUGAACUCCUUGACUCAAGCCAAGACAGUUGGACAGACGUAAGGUACGAGGCAGAGCUCAUUGAAGACUUUGAUUUGAUGGAAGACCGAGAAGACGAGGAAGACAUUCUAGACUUCUACGAUCUCGAAGACCAUGCCACGGCGGACUGGCAAGAGCAGACUGAAGAAUAUCUGACAGACGGGGCGAGUUCCUGGAGCCACGAAGAAUGUCUUCUCGAGGACGAUGAUCUGUGGGAAGAUGAAGAUUGUCUCAUUGAGAAUAUAUGGCAUUGAAGUGAAGCGCAGGAAUGAACUGAAUGAACUGAAGCGCGUGCGUGGCAUGUGACCGCAGCUGUAUAUAUUCUUCUUUCUUCUAUUCUUCUCCUUCUCUUUUACAACAACCU